ACGGUCCCUGAACCUCCAGUUCCGCGUCGGUUUCAAGGCUCCUCCCUCCUGGUGAAAGACAGACUGCGGGGCGCCUGGAAACCGGUCCGAGGGCGCGCGCGAGAGAGGAGAGCGAGGGAGUUGAGGGAUUGACACAAAUGGUCAGGCGGCGGCGGCGGAGAAGGAGGCGGAGGCGCAGGGGGGAGUCGAGGCCGCUGGGCUGCGGAGAGUUGCACGCUCUACGGCGCCGCGGCCACUAGCGCUGCGCCGCCAGCCGGGAACCAGCGAGAGAAGGGCCAGGAAGGCGGGACGCGACCCCGGCGCGCCGGAGCCACCCGGGCUCUCCCCGCCGCCCACGCUUCAUGAAUCGCAAGUUUCCGCGGCGGCGGCGGCUGCGGGACGCGGAGCGGGAGCCGGGGGAGCGGGCUGAGCGCGGCUUGGGCUCGACGGAGGGCACCGGCGCGGAGGAGAUCUCCCCGGCCGCAGGGGGAGCCGCCGCCGGCUGCGCCACUGCCAGCCGCAGCCGGGCGGCGCCAAGAAAGGAGCCGAGAAAGUAUGGCUGAGGAGGAGGCGCCUAAGAAGUCCCGGGCCGCCGGCGGCCGCGCGAGCUGGGAACUUUAUGCCGGGGCGCUCCGGGCUGGACGGGUGGCGGAGGGGAGCGGGGACGCGGGCAGCCGCCGCCGCCGCCGCCGCCCCCCAGCUGAUUCUGGACGUUUGGCGCGCCGGCUCCUGCUACUGCUUUGGCUCCUGGAGGCGCCGCUGCUGCUGGGGGUCCGGGGGCAGGCGGUGGGCCAGGGGCCCGGUCCGGGGCAGCAGCCCCCGCCGCCGCCGCCUCAGCAGCAGCAGAGCGGGCAACAGUACAACGGCGAGAGGGGCAUCUCCAUCCCGGACCACGGCUACUGCCAGCCCAUCUCCAUACCACUGUGCACGGACAUUGCCUACAACCAGACCAUCAUGCCCAACCUUUUGGGCCACACGAACCAAGAGGAUGCGGGCCUCGAGGUGCACCAGUUCUACCCCUUGGUGAAGGUGCAGUGCUCGGCGGAACUCAAAUUCUUCCUGUGCUCCAUGUACGCGCCCGUGUGCACCGUGCUGGAGCAGGCUCUGCCGCCCUGCCGCUCCCUGUGUGAGCGCGCGCGCCAGGGCUGCGAGGCGCUCAUGAACAAGUUCGGCUUCCAGUGGCCUGACACGCUCAAGUGCGAGAAGUUCCCGGUGCACGGCGCCGGCGAGCUGUGCGUGGGCCAGAACACGUCGGACAAGGGCACCCCGACGCCCUCGUUGCUGCCGGAGUUCUGGACCAGCAACCCUCAGCACGGCGGCGGGGGGCACCGUGGCGGAGGCUUUCCGGGGGGCGCCGGCGCGUCGGAGCGAGGCAAGUUCUCGUGCCCGCGCGCCCUCAAGGUGCCCUCCUACCUCAACUACCACUUCCUGGGCGAGAAAGACUGCGGUGCGCCCUGUGAGCCGACGAAGGUGUACGGGCUCAUGUACUUUGGGCCCGAAGAGCUGCGCUUCUCGCGCACCUGGAUCGGCAUCUGGUCAGUGCUGUGCUGCGCCUCCACGCUCUUCACGGUGCUCACGUACCUGGUGGACAUGCGGCGCUUCAGCUAUCCGGAACGGCCCAUCAUCUUCCUGUCGGGCUGCUACACGGCAGUGGCCGUGGCCUACAUCGCCGGCUUCCUGCUGGAGGACCGAGUGGUGUGUAACGACAAGUUCUCCGAGGAUGGGGCGCGCACAGUGGCGCAGGGCACCAAGAAGGAGGGCUGUACCAUCCUUUUCAUGAUGCUCUACUUCUUUAGCAUGGCCAGCUCCAUCUGGUGGGUAAUUCUGUCGCUCACCUGGUUCCUGGCAGCGGGCAUGAAGUGGGGUCACGAAGCCAUCGAGGCUAACUCGCAGUAUUUUCACCUGGCCGCGUGGGCCGUGCCGGCCAUCAAGACCAUCACCAUCCUGGCGCUGGGCCAGGUGGAUGGCGACGUGCUGAGCGGGGUGUGCUUUGUGGGGCUCAACAAUGUGGACGCGCUGCGCGGCUUCGUGCUGGCGCCACUCUUCGUGUACCUGUUCAUCGGCACGUCUUUCCUGCUGGCCGGCUUCGUGUCCCUCUUCCGCAUUCGCACCAUCAUGAAGCACGACGGCACCAAGACCGAGAAGCUGGAGAAGCUCAUGGUGCGCAUCGGCGUCUUCAGCGUGCUUUACACGGUGCCAGCCACUAUCGUCAUCGCCUGCUACUUCUACGAGCAGGCCUUCCGGGACCAGUGGGAGCGCAGCUGGGUGGCCCAGAGCUGCAAGAGCUAUGCCAUCCCCUGCCCCCACCUCCAGGCGGGUGGAGGCGCCCCGCCGCACCCGCCCAUGAGCCCAGACUUCACAGUCUUCAUGAUCAAGUACCUUAUGACGCUGAUCGUGGGCAUCACGUCAGGCUUCUGGAUCUGGUCCGGCAAGACCCUCAACUCCUGGAGGAAGUUCUAUACCAGGCUCACCAACAGCAAACAGGGAGAGACCACCGUCUGAGACCCGGGGGCUCAGCCCAUUCCCAGCCGUCGGCUUCGUCCCAGCCAUCCCCAUAAAGCCGGCCCGGUGGAAGCCUUGCCAAACCUGGCUACUUGAGGCUUCCUCACUAGCCGUUCACUUUUCGCAGGCUCCUUUUUAACAGCACAGCUCCUGCAAAAGCUUCCGUCCCUGGGGGCAAACGGACUGGAGGGCCCGACUACAGCAGGGGGGAUAGACAGACCUCUCGUUCUCACACUCUGGUACCAGGACUGUACGCUUUUAUGAUUGUAAAUAGCCUGUGUAAGAUUUUUGUAAGUAUAUUUGUAUUUAAAUGACCGAUCACGCGUUUUUCUUUUUCUUUCUCCCCCCCCUCCCCUUUCUUUUGGUUUUGUUUAAAUUUUAAUUAUUUACGGCCGUUUAACCAUUUGAGGCUUUUCCUUCUUUCCCUUUUCAAAGUACUGCAGAGGUAAAACGGGAGCUCGCGGUGCUCUCGCUUGUUCUGGCGCGCCCCUCCCUGCGGCGGUCCGGGUGCGCCUGGGGCUGAGCGGCCCGGGUCACUGGCCGCCUCCUCUUUCUACUCCCCCCUUUCCCUUCAGUGCUUGGGGUCAGGUCUCUUUAGAUACAGAACUCCACGGAGCUUCCAAAUCGGGGGCGGGGGCCUCUGCCCAUCCCAGGUGUUUCCUUGUGGGGGAGGGGGGCAGAUUGUGAAGGCCUUGUCCCUUUGACUAUCCGAAACUGAAUUUUUCACCGUCCAGAGCCCCAUAGCUUCGAGGAGGCCCCCCUGGAUAUGGGCUGUGGCAGUCCCAGCCUCCCUCCACACUGGCCUCCCAAUGCCCAGGCACUCCCUCCUUCCACCUAAGUUGGUUAAAGGGUGAGUGGGAUAACCAGUGCCAAACUUGUUCAUGUCUAAUUUUUGGUGGAUGAGCUCAUUUCAUUCUCUGGUGUCUAAACCCUGGUAUGGGUUUGGCCCGCGUCAUGGAAAGAUGUGGUUGCUGAGAUUUGGGAAGAGGCAGGAAGCUUUGUGUGGGUUGGGAGAGACUGAAGAUGGGGUUUGUAAAAUGUUAAUUCUAAUUGCAUACUGAUGCCUGGAAAACUGCCUCUAGGACUGAGAGCCCGCAUUUAGAUUUUACCUUUCUAUAAAAUGGAAACAUUAGGUCACCUGGAAAGCUUUGUUAAGGAGUUGAUCUCUGCUUUCCUUACCAGGACAGCAGGACCUACGCUGAAUAGGAAAACUUGAAGGAGAUUUCGGUGUAAUGGACUUCCUCCAAAUGAAGUGCUCCUUUCUUCUUUUUAACCAAAUAAUAAUUAGACAUAUAUCAGAAACUUUACAAUGUAAAAGUUGUACACUUUCAACAUGUUAUGAUGAUGAUUAUUCAACACAUUUUGAGGGAGGAACAAUCCACAUCACUAAAAAUAACCUUGUAAGAUGCCAGGAGGUAAAGAAGGUGGAAUAAUUGAUGGGGUUAGCUCCUGAAACAAACAAAAUAUGGGCAUGCAUGGUAAAGGGAAAGUGUGUGCAGUUCUCCCGCAUUGAAUCCUGUGUGCUCCUUUUUGGAUUUACAGAAAUGUGUCAAAUGUAAAUCUUUCAAAGCCAUUUAAAAAUAUUCACUUUAGUUCUCUGAAAGAGAGGAGGAAAGCAGUCCUUCUGGUUGUAUUGUUUUAAAUUUUAAGAGUUUAUCAAAAUGCCAGUACUUAGGACCUAAAUUUAUCUAUGUCUGUCAUACCCUAAAAUGACAAUGGUCUUUGGAUUUGGUAUGCAUUUAUUCUGUUCACUAUCACAAAAUCAUCUAUAUUUAUAGAGGAAUAGAAGUUUAUAUAUAUAUAUAUAAAAUACCAUAUUUUUAAUUUCACAAAUAAACAAAUCAAAGUUUUGUACAAAA
Molecule: messenger RNA, 4340 nt
Organism: Neomonachus schauinslandi (Hawaiian monk seal)
Lineage: Eukaryota; Metazoa; Chordata; Mammalia; Carnivora; Phocidae
Gene: FZD1
Product: frizzled class receptor 1
Exons: 1
Coding region: 535-2481 (648 amino acids)
Biological process (GO): non-canonical Wnt signaling pathway; canonical Wnt signaling pathway
Cellular component (GO): plasma membrane
Molecular function (GO): Wnt receptor activity; Wnt-protein binding
Source: RefSeq, a predicted model, not a curated record